Molecule: messenger RNA, 5140 nt
Organism: Toxotes jaculatrix (banded archerfish)
Lineage: Eukaryota; Metazoa; Chordata; Actinopteri; Toxotidae
Gene: pcif1
Product: phosphorylated CTD interacting factor 1
Exons: 16
Coding region: 128-2326 (732 amino acids)
Cellular component (GO): nucleus
Molecular function (GO): mRNA (2'-O-methyladenosine-N6-)-methyltransferase activity; RNA polymerase II C-terminal domain binding
Source: RefSeq, a predicted model, not a curated record
CUGUAAAGAUGUCUGAGCAGGCGGGGAGGGAGCGGAGCGGAGGACCCGAAACAUACGCGCAGAACCUGCAACUCUCCGUAACUUAACCGGUCAAGGCAGGUCAAUGUCAUUCUGACGAGCAGCCGAGAUGUCCAGUGACAACCAGGGAUCGGUGAAGGGGGAGGCAGCCAUGAUUCUUUCUCCCUCUGGCUCUGCCUCCUCUCAGGGACCGCCCCUCUCUCCAUCCACCACGUCCAAACCACCUGAGCUCCCAGAUGAACUGGUCCAGGCAGGAUGGUCUAAGUGCUGGUCUCGGAGGGAGAACCGACCCUAUUAUUUCAACAGAUUCACCAAUCAGAGCCUGUGGGAGGUCCCAGUGCUGGGUCAGCAUGACGUCAUUUCUGAUCCUCUAGGUCUGAAUGCGGCUCCGGCAGAGGGCGGAGACAGUAACCUUGGCAACGGUCAGAGGAAACGGAGGAGCUCUGAGGAGCAGGGGGCAGCGCCUAACAGCCUCAAACGAGCUAAGGUGGAGCCCACCACCCCCAUCUCUCCCAGCACCCCUGGGGUUAAACCCUGGAGCUCUGCCCCAGAGGACAAACCGGCGCAAACAGCCACACCCACUACUCCAAGCCCCGCCCCUGCCCCGUACAGACCGACCGUUAUCUACUGGGAUCUGGACAUUCAGACCAACGCUGUGAUCAGAGAGCACCCCCCAGCCCACCACCUGCCCCCCCACCCUGAGAUCGAGCUGCAGAGAGCUCAGCUGGUCACCAAACUGAGGCAACACUACCACGAGCUGUGUCACCAGAGGGAAGGUAUCGAUCCGCCCCGGGAGUCAUUUAACCGCUGGCUGCUGGAAAGAAAAGUGAUUGACAAAGGUCACGACCCUUUGCUGCCCAGUGACUGUGACCCCGUCAUUUCCCCAUCCAUGUUCAGAGAGGUCAUGAAUGACAUCCCGAUCAGGUUGUCUCGCAUUAAGUACAAAGAGGAGGCUCGAAAGUUGCUGUUUAAAUAUGCUGAAGCUGCCAAGAAGAUGAUUGACUCCAGGAAUGCGAGUCCAGAGAGCAGGAAGGUGGUGAAGUGGAACGCUGAAGACACCAUGAGCUGGCUGCGCCGAGAUCACUCCGCCAGCAAGGAGGACUACAUGGACCGACUGGAACACCUGAGGCAACAGUGUGGUCCUCACGUUGCUGCUGUUGCCAAAGACUCUGUGGAAGGAAUCUGCUCUAAGAUCUACCAGCUGUCUGCAGAGUACAGCCGCCGCCUGAGACAGACACACCUGAGCCUGCUGCAAGACCCGCCCACAGAGGCGUGUGCGUCCCCCCAGCAGUCCCGGCUGGUCUACUGUUACCCGGUGCGUCUGGCGAUCCCCUCGCCCCCCCUCCCCCGGGUGGAGCUGCACUUUGAGAACGACAUGGCCUGUCUGCGCUUCAGAGGAGAGAUGGUCAAAGUCAACAGAGGUCACUUCAGCAAACUGGAGCUGUUGUACAGGUACAGCUGUAUAGAUGAUCCUCGCUUUGAGAAGUUCCUGUCCAGAGUGUGGUGCCUCCUGAAGAGAUACCAGGAGAUGUUCGGCAGCGGUGCUAAUGAAGGGACGGGCCUGCAGGGGGCGCUGCCGGUGACGGUGUUCGAAGCACUGAACCGACAGUUUGGAGUUUCCUUCGAGUGUUUCGCCUCGCCGCUCAACUGCUACUUCAAACAGUUCUGCUCCGCUUUCCCCGACAUCGACGGCUUCUUCGGAUCCAGAGGGCCGUUCCUGUCGUUCUCUCCAGUCAGCGGCUCGUUUGAAGCCAACCCUCCGUUCUGCGAAGAGCUGAUGGACGCCAUGGUGACGCACUUCGAGGAGCUGUUGGAUCAGUCCUCGGAGCCUUUGUCCUUCAUCGUCUUUGUCCCUGAGUGGCGUGACCCCGUGACCCCCGCCCUGACCCGCAUGGAGGGAAGUCGAUUCCUCCGUCACCAGCUGAGCAUCCCGGCGUACGAACACGAGUAUCGGUCUGGGAGUCAGCACACCUGUAAGAGAGAUGAGAUGUACUACCGGGCCGUGCACGGCACCGCAGUGCUGUUCCUGCAGAACGAUGCAGGGUUCGCAAAGUGGGCUCCGACUCCAGAGCGUCUGGCUGAGCUGACGGCAGCGUACCGCCCCUCCUCCUCCCGCACCUCCUCGCUGUCUUCUCCUGGCCCCGCCCACAUCACUCCUGGAGACAGAGACUCCGCCCCUAAGGCUUCUGAUAGGAUACAGAGCAGUGUGAUGUCACCAGGCGGCCAUGACAACAACAACAACAACAACAGCAGCAGUAGCAGCAGCAGUAGCAGCAGCAGUCCUCGAGACAAGAUGGCCGCUGUGUAGAGGGGCGGGGUCACAGUGUGGCGUGGUCUUACCUGUUGGAAAGUUGUUUAAAGUCUUUGUGUUUCACAGCGUUAGUUUGUCAUUUUGUCUGUUCAGAUUGUCCCUCACCAGCACCUGUAGCACACCCUCAGCUUCUCUCAACAUACCUGCAGGGGGCGGGGCCAGAGCGGCACGCUGAAACCUGAUUUACCCCCCUCCGUCAUUCAGUUGGCUUUCACGCAUCCCCUCAGCCUGGUGCGUCCCUGCUCACGUCGGCUGUUCUGAUUGGUUGAAGCUUUUCAUUUACCUGCAGCUGAUUCAUGUCCAGGUGUGGCUGCUGUUGUUGCAUAGCAACAAGCAUCUCAGCCAAUAAGGAUACAGAGUGAGCAGAGACGCGUCAAAGCUCCAGCAAUAAAAACCUCUUCAUUCACCUGUGAUGUCAUCUGUGAUGUCACUGGAGGACUUCUGAUUGGUCCCCACACUGACUGGGCUUGGUGAUUGGUUGACAAGGCAGCUAUCGUUUCUAUUGGACUCGUCUUUCUUUGUUGGACAGAAUCCGGUGACGUCCCCCUUCAGGCCCCGCCUCCUGGGGAUGGCCUGGCCAAUCAGCGCUCGUCCUUUAGAGGCUGUACUUGCUUCGGCCGUGGUGCGUUGUAGGAAACUGAAUAUUCAGCAGGCAGGAGGAGGCGGAGCAUCCACGGUGACGCCAUAUUUACUGGUGGGAGGAGGCGGAGUCAGAACUGGGACUCGGGUUCAGACUGGUCAGCGAGGACGGACGGCUGAGACGUACUUCAUCCUCCUGCUUCGUCAGAGAUCGCGUCACUUCCUGUGCUCUCCUCAGACGUGAGGGAGGUGCGUGCGUCGCAGGUGUUAUAACAGCAGGUGGAGCUGUUGGAGAUGAUCCUCCAUCAUCAGCAGAGCUGUGAAGUGUGAGGAGUUAUUUCAGGGUUCCUGUGGUUCCUGUGGUUCCUGCUUCCUGUUCUCGUACAGGAUGUUUCAGAUGUUUGAUGAACCCAAAGCUCCUCACACUUUGAGCGUCUCUUCUCUGACUCUCAGAUUUCAGAGUCGUCCAAUCAGGCGUCUGUCGCCGUGUGACAUCAGUUCCUGUCACGGCAGCAGCAGUGUAGAUACUGUACAGUUGAACUGAUGUGAAGUCUGUUGAUGUUAUUUUCCUCACCUGCUGUUGAAUUGAUUGAAAAAACAAAUGAAAUUGUUUAACUGUUCUUUUUUAUUUGAUUUAAUUUAACCGUUUUUAAAGAGCUGGGUCUGUUCCUGUGUUACAGAGCGUACCAUAGUUUGUUUUAAACUAAACCAAAGUGUUAUUAAGAAAAUCUAUAACUUGUAUGUAACAGUAGAAGUGUGUAUGCAUCAGUCAUGCUGACGUCGAACCAGCAGAAUCCUCCUCCACCUUAUUUUUAUAAUUCUCAGCUGUUUCUUUCUGGAAGUUGAUCUUUGUUUUUUAUGGGAUCUUGUUUGUUUUUGUUGUGCAUGAAACAUUUGGACUCUAAACGAUCUUUGUAAUCCUGAAUGUUUUCCAGGCCGAGUCUCCGGACCGAGCGGCAGCUUCGCUGAAAACAGCCUCAGAAUGUUUCAGCUGCUGUGCUCAGCUUCAGCCCACGUCCUGUCUGUGUGCUAAGCUAGGCUAAUGUUGGUCUGUUCCUCUGAAACCAACGGAAACAAAGUGGAGACAUUUUGUUGUAACUCAUAAGAUUUGUAUCUAAAAUUCACAGAGUUGUUCUGGAGUAAAAAUCCUGUGACUACGAGCUGAUUAUUGGCAUCUCAUGACACGUGAUCUGAGAGAACGUCGUUAGUUUUCUACCGUAACAUGACUUCAAGAAAACUUAUUUUCUCAUUUGGAUGAAAUUUGGAUGAGGACGUAUGAGAUGAAGCUCCUGUAGUUAUGAGAUGAAGAAAACAGUUGGAAUUCUUUCUCUGCAAAUUCAGAAUUUUGUUCCUGUUCAUAUCUCAGACUGAGAUAAAUAUAAAUGUGAGAUUAUUGUUGUGAAAGAUUUCAUGACAGUUUUCUCGUAGUUCAGAUCCGUCACAUAACUACAAGGUCUUUGUCUCUGUUUCUCAGCUGUAAUGUUUCACACUCAGAAGAAAAAUUCAAAGAUCGUUUGUCUAAUUAAAAAUCUGUCAUUAAGAGUAAAGAUCUCCACAGGAGAAAAUGUCAUAAUUACAGGAUCUUUUUCUUGUUGUUAUGUUUAGAAAAGCUCGGUGAUUAUUAGUUUUCUUGAAAUAUAAAUGUAGAAGAAUCAGAGCUGAAGCCACAGUCUGUCUCCACUUUGUUUGUCUUUAAUAAAAAUGUUAAUGUUUCUUUAUAUUUGAAAUUCAAACCAGCAGAACUUUCCAGCGUCAGACUCUGAUGUUCUCAGUCUGUUUUCUUUGCAGCUGAGGAACAGACAGGAACGUGCUCUCUUCCUCAGAGUCUGGUGGUAAAUGUGAAGCGAAGCUCGUGGACAAAGACUCGGCUGUUUGUGGAGAAUGUAAAUACGGUCUGUCCUUCGUCCUGCAGACAAACUGCAGCUUCACUCUCCCAGUAAAAAUAUAUCCAACCCAGUGCAACCAGUCCAACCUGUCUGAUCAUUUAUCCUGGACUCACUGACACUCUUUGCUUAUAUGUUCUCUGCAGAUGUUCUACUGAGAACACAGGAGGCUUUAAUCCACAGAUGUUCUAGUGAAGCGUUGUAUGAGUGUUUUUCAGAAACGUUCUCCUGAUGGAACGAUCCCAAACAGAACAAAAUAAAACUUCAGAACCUGAACAUGAGAACAUGAACAUGCACAUACAUCAUAUUACAAAUGUAUGAUUAUUAUUAAUUUUAGAAAAUGCUUGUU